Messenger RNA from Ectocarpus sp. CCAP 1310/34, 1807 nucleotides. The record is from the annotation of a GenBank genome assembly. NCBI's taxonomy places the organism in Eukaryota, Phaeophyceae, Ectocarpales, Ectocarpaceae.
UUUUUCGGUACGCACUUGACACCACAAUGCUACAACGUGACGGCGUUCUCUGAUAACGACAUACCCAACACGUACCCAGGCUCGACAACAGCAGUAGCAGCCUACAAGCCCUGCAAUUGCCCAGGGUCGUCAGGGAUAGAAGUAGAAGCCCCGGGGCUUCUUUGAACCGCAAGGAUGAAGGUUGCCUUGGACGUGCACAUGUUCCUGCUCGGCGCCGGCGUCCUUCAGCUCAGCCAAGCGUUCGUGCCCCCCCCUUCUCCCGCCCUCAUUGCCCACACCGACGGGUCUUCGGCCCGACAUGCUGCUUGCGGUGCAAGCCGGCCUCGCAGGAGGCGCUCUGCUGGGGUGGCGCAGAUGGCGGCGGGUGAUCAUGACACCAAGUUGAACAAGGGAUUUGGCAUCCUGGAGCUGGCCGGAGGGCUGGUGCCCCAGGGCGGGCUUGUCAAGACCGCGCGAGCAGGGUGGAAGUUCGUGUGGCUCCAGAUGAUGCGAGAGUUGGCCCCUCAGUCUCCAGACGGGGCCUACGUCCGACCGAACUACGGGUUCCGGGGAUGGAUCGGAAGGGGGGCGUUUCCGGUAGAGUCUGGACGGUACCACGUUUACGUCGGGAAUACCUGCCCCUGGUGCCAUCGCGCCGUGCUGGCGGUUGUGCUGAGAGGGCUGUCCCCUGCCGUGACCUUCUCCUACAUGGAUGACAAUCCGGACAAAGCGUCCCGGGGGGGUUGGGCGUUCACGCGGGAUGAGCCUGACCCGGUGUUCGGCUGCAACGACCUCCGUGAGGUUUACGAAACGUGUAGCCCGGGGUUCAAGGGAAGGUGUACGGCUCCAGUGGUGGUGGAUAGGAAGGCCAAGAAGAUCGUCACCAACGAGUCCAGUCACAUCGUGAGGAUGCUUAACGACAUGGCUCUCGCCGAGAAGGGCACGGGGGGGGCUCGGUCGGGCGCGGGAAACGGCGUCGUGGGGGUGGACUUGUGUCCGGCCUCGUUGGAGAAGGAGAUCGACGAAAUGAACGACUUCGUUUACGAAAAGAUAAACAACGGCGUGUACCGGGCAGGGUUUUCCACGUCGCAGGCGGCAUACGAAAAGGCUUGCAGGGACGUGUUCGAAGGCCUGACGAAGUGCGAGGAAAUCCUGUCUAAGAAUAGGUUCCUGUUGGGCGACAAGUUCACAGAGGCAGAUCUCCGGCUCAUCCCCACCGCGGUGCGGUUCGACGCGGUGUACGCCACCCUUUUCAAGUGCUCCAACAAGCGAUGGCGCGACUACCCGGCGUUGAACGCGUGGCUGAGAGACGUUUAUCAGCUCUCGGGUGUGGCGGAAACGAUCGAUAUCGACGGCUGUCGUCUCUCCUACUUCGCGCAACUCUUCCCCCUUAAUCCAGGGGGCAUCGUACCAAUUGGGCCCAGCGUUGAAGACCUGGGCCUCGAUGAGCCAGCAGGAAGGGGUUCUCAAGACCGCAGCGUGGUGUUCUGGUCGAAGGAGCACAUGCCGCCCGUCCCGGCACAUUUCGGACACGACGGGUAGCCUCGGCGUCACAGUCAGUAGUACAGCAGUAGAAUCGUGAACGUGACGUCCUAUAGUGCGGUGCUGUGCCAGCAUGGAAAACAUGGCAAUGGUGGUCGGGUGUCAGGAAAAUGUGGCCCUGAUCAGCUCACACCGUGAUUUGCAAGCUCAUGCUGUGGGUUGACUUUUAUAGUGUUGCGGCAGUCAUUUUUUCCCUAGAGGAGAUCGUUGUGUGAAGGCCCGGUCUGUUUCUUUUGUGAACGAGAGGCUGAUUCGAAAUGGCCAGGCGAUGCUGUUGUUUGUAGCU